Molecule: messenger RNA, 2222 nt
Organism: Hymenoscyphus albidus
Lineage: Eukaryota; Fungi; Ascomycota; Leotiomycetes; Helotiales; Helotiaceae
Source: the annotation of a GenBank genome assembly
UUUUUCUACUCGAGUAUGCCACCGAGUUCUACAAAAAACACAGAGAUACUUAAUAGAAAAUGCACAGCUCAUAGAUUACUAUGCAUUAUCUUAUCUUUUGUUGAAGUGAAACCUGCAGCUGCCAGCCAUCCAAGGGUUCACUCCCAAUCACGUGGGCAAAUCGGUUAUCGUGGUUGCCGUUUCGUUUCCUCAGUUGACAAGCUUGAAGCUCCAAGCUCCACCACAGCAGCCUCAACUUGCUCGCCACCUCGACUCUACAACACCAUCCGCCUUCUUCAACUGUGGAGAGCUUUGCAUAAACAAAACCAAUACUCUCUCUAUCACAACCCGAACCCACGAGAAAACCGCAGCGAUGGGAGACCCGAGAGAGUCGUCAUCGUACAAUGUUACGCCAAGAAUCCGAUACAACACUAUUGGCGGUGUCAACGGUCCUUUGGUCAUCGUCGAGAGCGUAUGUGCAUAUGAAUGAUGGUGGGGUUCUGGCUGGACUUAUGCUGAUAUUUGCAAAGGUCAAAUUCCCUAGAUACAAUGAGAUUGUUACCUUGACGCUGCCUGAUGGCACUGAGAGAUCUGGGCAGGUCCUGGAAGCCCGAGGUGAGAAGGCUUCAAAAUCCAUGUCGAACCUAUUUAUACUAACUUACUACUUCAGGAAACCGCGCCGUUGUGCAGGUAUAUACAACUCGCAUAUGGAGCUCGAAAGGAUGGUGCUGAUAAUGGAGUUUAGGUUUUCGAAGGAACACCCGGUAUUGAUGUUAAGAAGGUGGGGGAUUAUCCGCAGAUUUGGUGGUUCCGUACUGACAAAGUCGCAGACUAGAGUUCAGUUUACCGGCCAGAGUUUAAAGAUUGGGGUUUCCGAAGACAUGUUGGGUCGUAUCUUUGAUGGUUCUGGAAGGGCUAUUGACAAGGGACCAAAGGUGUUGGCUGAGGAUUACCUGGACAUUAACGGAAGUCCCAUCAACCCAUUCUCUCGAGUAAGUGCACUUAUUCGGACUAUCGAGAGAUACUUAUUAAGAUAUAUAGGUGUACCCUGAAGAAAUGAUCUCUACCGGUAUCUCUGCGAUCGAUACGAUGAACUCGAUUGCCCGUGGACAGAAAAUCCCCAUCUUCUCUGCUGCAGGUCUCCCACAUAACGAAAUCGCUGCUCAGAUUUGUCGGCAGGCUGGUUUGGUGCAGAAGAAGGGCAUCACGAAUAAGGGUGUGCACGAUGGCCAUGAGGACAACUUCUCGAUUGUCUUCGGAGCCAUGGGUGUGAACUUGGAGACCGCUCGAUUCUUCACCAGAGAUUUCGAGGAGAACGGUAGUAUGGAACGAACAACUUUGUUCCUAAAUUUGGCAAAUGAUCCUACGUAAGUUAAGCGAAACCUAUCUUGUUUUCACAUUUCUAACAAAACUUUAGAAUUGAACGUAUUAUUACCCCACGUCUCGCUCUUACCACCGCCGAAUACUACGCCUAUCAACUCGAGAAGCACGUUUUGGUCAUUCUUACCGAUUUGACAUCUUACUGUGACGCUCUUCGUGAGGUUUCUGCUGCCCGUGAAGAAGUUCCCGGUCGACGUGGUUACCCAGGUUACAUGUACACGGAUUUGUCCACCAUCUACGAGCGUGCUGGUCGUGUAAAUGGACGAAAUGGAUCUAUUACCCAGAUUCCAAUUCUGACUAUGCCCAACGACGAUAUCACCCAUCCAAUUCCUGAUUUGACUGGUUAUAUCACCGAGGGGCAAAUCUUUAUCGAUCGUCAGCUCGACAACCGUGGUAUCUACCCACCCAUCAACGUUCUUCCUUCGCUCUCUCGUCUUAUGAAGUCUGCCAUUGGUGAGGGUCACACGCGAAAGGAUCACGGUGAUGUGUCCAAUCAAUUGUAUGCCAAAUAUGCCAUUGGUCGUGAUGCGGCCUCAAUGAAGGCAGUUGUUGGAGAGGAAGCUUUGUCUUCGGAAGACAAGCUUUCUCUGGAAUUCUUGGAGAAGUUCGAGCGAACCUUCAUCGCGCAGUCACCAUAUGAAUCGAGAACGAUUUACGAAUCGCUUGAUCAAGCGUGGUCAUUGUUGCGCAUCUUCCCCAAGGAGCUUCUUAACCGUAUCCCAUCCAAGGUUCUGGCAGAGUUCUACCAACGAUCGGCGACUGACCGCAAGGGGAAGGGACGGGCCAGCACCAAGGACACCAAGGAUAACAGCGAAGAAAGCAAACCCAACGGUAGUCAAGAGGGGAACUUGAUUGACGCGUAA